AUGGAGGCCAACGUGUCAGGACCAUCUCAGUUGCAUCGCCUGCGAAAUGGAACCCCACCUCAACUACGUGGCUUGCGAAUUGGACAUGUUGUAGGUCUGCAACCAUGCCCGCAAAAUGAGACCCCAAUGCUGAAACUGGGGUUGCAAGGCGUGAAAUGGGUUGAGAAGUUAUUCUAUCGCAUUCCGAUCUCAGUUCUGCAAGAUGAUGUGAAAUACGAUUCGUUUGUUAUAGGGAGUGAUGAGGAUUUAGAGGUUUUAUUCCAUUGUCAUCGGCUGUUUUCCGAGGUCAGGACACCUGAGCUGUUGGCAAAGCUUGUAGAUGUGUUCUCUAGCUCAGGUGGUUCGAACCAAAAUACCCAAACUCUAGCAACGACAACCUGUUCUAGUUCGAGACCUGUUGGUGGAUCUUCAUCCGUGCCUGUUAUUGCACCUCAGAAAAUGGUGGUUGCCUCCCCAUCCUUCGCAGUUGAUCUCAACCGCAGUGGUGACAGAGAAGUUGGUAUUAUUGAUAGAACGCCGGUUUCAUUACAGCGUUGGACACCAGAUAGUAUAGACGAUAUAUUGCCGGAUGAUGAUGACGUUGAUGAUGUGGAGCCAGACAUCAUUGCCGAUGAUAGCGGUGAUGACAUAGCAGCGAGUAAUUCAGCUAGGGCUGGUAGAGCGUCUAGCUCAGGGACUCAGCAGUAUCCUCCGCACUUUUUAUCUUUGGACUUGGAUGUCAUGAAACCGGAGGGAGUUCCUGACGAACCUAUUAGAUUUGAUGCCAGAGAUACUCAGGGUACCAGAGGUCUAUCAGAGUUUCAGUUUAAGGUGGUGGAGUCUGAUUAUCGCAAGUACCUUGGAAAGUGUAUUGAAUUUGACAACGGGUGCACAUGGUUGAUUAGGAUCAGUCUCCGCCAGCGCAGGGGUGUUUGGGAGGUAAAACAGUACAAUGGACCUCAUACUUGUCUGGCCAUGUCAAUCUCGAAUGAUCACAGGAGUCUUGAUUAUCAUGUGAUCUCGGCCUUCAUCCCGCCAAUGGUCAGAGCUGAUGCAGCCGUCUGUAUCAAGAUGAUGAUGCCCGGUAGUGUUGCAGUGUUGAGGACGAGUCCUGUGCGAGUGGGUGGGCAGGUGGACGGCUCGCAAGCCUAUUUUCACCGGCUUUUUUGGACAUUCCCACCGUGUAUUGAGGCAUUUCGGCAUUGUAAGUCGUUGGUCAACAUCGAUGGGACCCACUUGUACAGCAAGUACGGGGAUAUGUUGUUAGUUGCAAUUGCACAAGACGGGAACUCCAACAUCCUGCCUAUUGCAUUUUCACUCGUGGAGGGUGAGAAUGCUGAGUCUUGGAUGUUUUUCCUAUCCCAACUCCGACAGCACGUGACUCCGCAACCGGGUAUUCUGGUGAUAUCGGAUCGACAUAAUGGCAUCAAGGCAGCACUUGAGGCUCCCAACGGAGGUUGGCUACCACCUGUUGCAUACCGUGCAUUCUGUAUUCGACAUAUGGCCGCAAAUUUUGCCCUGACUUUUAAGGGCAAGGAUGCACAGAGGCUUCUGGUGAAUGCGGCGUAUGCCAAGACUGAGGUUGAAUUUGAUUAUUGGUUUGAUAUUCUACGAAUCGAAGACCCUGCCAUGUGUGAGUGGGCUAACAGGAUUGAGUAUGCGAUGUGGACCCAACAUCGAGUUGAAGGUAGGAGAUUCGGACAUAUGACAACGAAUAUCUCCGAGAGUGUGAAUUCCAUACUGAGGGGAGUCAAGAACCUUCCAUUUUGUUCACUGGUGAAGGCCACAUACGGGAGGUUGGCCGAGCUAUUUGUUCAACGCUGUCACGGACCUCCAUAA
Molecule: messenger RNA, 1818 nt
Organism: Arachis ipaensis
Lineage: Eukaryota; Viridiplantae; Streptophyta; Magnoliopsida; Fabales; Fabaceae
Source: RefSeq, a predicted model, not a curated record